UUCCUGAGCUACUGAGCACAUAGAGAACUACACAGAGAUUUCCUCUUCAGGCUCUUAAAGCAUUCGAUUUGUGGUUUUUUCUAGGGUUUCAUUUCGGGAGAAUACGAUGGGAGGCGGAUGCGGAGGCGACGGUAGUGAUGGUGGCGGGGCCGUCACCGCUGUUACCAUUAACGUAAGUUGUACUGACGGCACGAAGUUCACCGUUCAGGUGAGCCUCGACUCGUCUGUUCAAUCCUUCAAGUCUCUGCUUGCAAAAACAUGUGACAUCCCUGCGGAAGAGCAGCGUUUGAUUUAUAAAGGCGGCAUUCUCAAAGACGAUCAGACUCUAAAGAGCUAUGGUUUGGAGGCAGAGCACACUGUUCAUUUGGUUCGUCGUGUUCUACCUGAUGCAUCCGAUAACACAGCUGAAGAGGGAACAAGGGGUGGAUCUGGUGGUUUACCAGCUUAUGCAAUUGAUUUGAGUGGAUUUCCAGAGUUUGAACAAAUGCAGCAUGAGUUUAUUCAGAACCCAGACAUGAUUGUGGAAACUAUUCAUCAGCCUUUUGCUCAGAUCAUGAUGAGUUAUCCAGAUGUUAUGCGCAACAUUUUGUUGAGUGACCCUAUAUCGCGUCAAGUUAUUGAUAGGGAUCCAGACCUUGCUAGCAUACUCUAUGAUCCUUCCAUCUUCAGUCAGAUGACAGAGAUUGUAAGACACACAAGCGUUGAAUUCAUACGUAAUCUUAUACGCAUUGCAGAAGGAGCUGGUGGUGGCGACGGCGGUAGUAGUGAUGGUGGAGACGGCGGUAGUAGUGGUGGUGCUACUCAAACGCAUCCUGCUGUGAUUGACCUGUCAAAUCCGGCUGUUUCACAUAAUGUGCAGGAUAUGAAUCAGAUGUCUGGCGUAAAUGCAAAUGCAAAUCCAAUUGCAGAGAUGCGCAAUCCCCAAAUGAAUUCAGAAGAGAACAUGGAGCAAUCUCUUUUCUCCCAACUUGGUCAGCAACAAAGCACCAGGAUGGGUGUGAGUCAAACAAGUGGAGGAACAGUGGGCCCAGAAGAAGUGUACGCUAGUGAAGUUGCAGAACUAGAAGAAAUGGGUUUUCCUGAUACACGUCGGAAUAUUGAAGCCCUGGCACUGGCAGCCACCGAAGGUAACAUUCCUGAUGCUGUUGACCGCCUACUUGGUGGUCAAUAGAAGCUUCCAGGCCACACGUGUUAUGUGUGUUAUAUGACUAUGACUGUUCUUUUUGGGGAUGAUGAUUACCAGUAACAAACCCACGUGCUUUUGUUAACAUGUAAUGUGUCGUUGCUUACCUCAUUACAUGGUUUUUGAAGCCAAUUUUUUGGGAAUUGGAUCAUGUUGGAUGGAUCUAAUUCUAUUAUGAUGCGAGUUACGGGUG
Lactuca virosa is the source of this 1376-nucleotide messenger RNA. NCBI's taxonomy places the organism in Eukaryota, Viridiplantae, Streptophyta, Magnoliopsida, Asterales, Asteraceae. The record is from the annotation of a GenBank genome assembly.